Molecule: messenger RNA, 1797 nt
Organism: Aspergillus novofumigatus IBT 16806
Lineage: Eukaryota; Fungi; Ascomycota; Eurotiomycetes; Eurotiales; Aspergillaceae
Product: putative C6 transcription factor
Exons: 1
Coding region: 218-1666 (482 amino acids)
Biological process (GO): positive regulation of transcription by RNA polymerase II
Cellular component (GO): nucleus
Molecular function (GO): transcription cis-regulatory region binding; DNA-binding transcription factor activity
Source: RefSeq, a predicted model, not a curated record
CUUCCCCAUGAAGAAGGGGAAAUUGGUACUUUGAGUCAAUCUCUGAUCAAAGAAUUCAGAGACAAAAACAACGCAUGCCUAGGAGUUGCAAGGAGCUCGGCUAUGAAAUGGAAUUUACAUGAAGCCAGACCUAUGCAAGUAGUGCACGGUCACCUGCCUAGAGAGAUAUUGACCUACGCACGAAUGGAUAUUCAUCAGCUACUUUCUAAAAGAAAGAAUGAGUAACUUUGUUGGUGCAGGUGCAAGGCCUGCAGAAACAGCGAAUUUGCAUCUUGAGGAAGAAACAACGCUCUCGCCAGGGACAAUCUCCAGCUCAGAUGAGUACGCAGCAAACCCGCGAUUCCUGCAGCUCCAGGAAGAAUUGCGCGAUGUACUGUUCACAGCAGUGGCCAGUCAUGCUCCCACGAGGCAUCAAUCACCGAGACCAUUGGAUCCGAUCGAGGACUCUGCGUCGGGGCUGUUGAGGAACAGUCUGGAUUUCGCACAGGUCUCGAUCCCGAAGGUCAGACUGAUCCACUACCUGAAAAACUGGAUUAUCGAGUGCGCUCCUCAUCUGGAUAAGUUUGAUGAGCAAAGCCAUUUCGGUGUGCAUAUCCCCGUCCUCGCUCAGAGCUCCCCUGCUUUGUUUUAUGCCAUCUUGGCGUUUUCAGCCCGACAAACCGAACGCAAGGCUUGCCUGGACAAGUCGUAUGACAGUCUGGAGCUCUACCAACAGUCGAUUCGGCUGCUGAGCCCGUAUCUGCAAGCAAAAGAUCCUAACGUGCUCGUAACGGUCUGUAUCCUGGGGUGUCUGGAGCUGAUGUCCGUCAGCCCUAGAGACUGGAGACGGCAUGUCGAGGGCUGCGCGGCUCUCUUCGACGCGUAUAACGUCAAUGGGUUCUCUGGUGGUCAUCUUCAGGCGGUCUUCUGGUGCUAUGCGCGAAUGGAACUGUGUGGAGCGAUCAUUUCAGAAGGAACAGAAGGCACUAUCCUUCCACUUCACAAAUGGGUCCCUCCGCAGGCCGCUGACUCCGAAGAAGAGCGAGACAUCAUCAUCAAGAAUCUGUUUUGCCAGGACGGCUGUUUGAAUCCUGACAGACAUGCGAACUGGGCGGUGUAUCUCUGCGCGAAGACGUGCAAUCUGGCAUGCCGGCGAUCACGGUUCCUAGAACUUGGCGAGCUGGAUCAGAAUGACACGAGGCCGUUCUCCGAACAAUGGAGACAGCUCUGGGAAGAACUGCAAUUCUGGAACGACCACCGGUGUCCGGCCAUGCUCCCGAUCAGGACCACGACUACUGGCGGCGAUCAGAUAUUCCCUGAGAUCCUCUUUGCACACUGGGCGGCAAUCUCAGGCAACCAGCUCUAUCACACGGCCUGCAUCAUGAUGCUGCAGAUGAAACCGGCAAACACCCCGCUUGUUUCUCCAAGCCCGCACUCUUCCCCUGUUUGGCAUGCUCGGAGGGUUUGUGGGAUCUCAUUGACGAACCCUCACAGUGGCAACCUCAUCAACGCGAUUCAGCCACUCUAUAUUGCGGGAAAGCUCUUGAGCCAUCGAAGUGAGCAUCUCGAGGUCGCCAGAUUAUUCAAGAAAAUUGAAACCAGCACUGGCUGGGGUGCCCUGUGGAGACUGAGAGAUCUUGAGCGAGCAUGGGGAUACGAGACUGGUGAAAUUCUAUCUGCUAUCUGAGUCUGUUCUUCUAUGUAAUAUGAUGCCUCGGAUAAAUAUAGUUGUAUUCAGUGGAUCCGUAUAGAACCACACUAUCCUCAGGCUAGGUAUAAUGUGAGGAACAUGUGUAUAAUUUACAUUAUUCCAGCGUG